AUGGCCACUACUGAGACUUCUCUUGGUGUUAACAACGAUGUCAUCAGGUUAAAUCAGGACGGGAGCGAGAACAAGCAAGAUGGAUAUGAGCUUACUACACUGUCUACACUACAGGCAGAGCCUAAAAAGACGCGGAGCAACUUUAGGUUGGUCGCUAUUAUGAUAGCUUUGAUGCUCUCUCUCUUCAUCGCCGCUCUGGAUCAGACUAUUAUAGCCACGGCAAUUCCUACAAUAUCCGCUGAGUUCCAAUCGGCGUCCGGAUACGUCUGGGUCGGCGGAGCCUACCUUCUGGCAAACGCAGCCGCUCUCCCAAUAUGGGCUAAACUAUCUGAUAUCUGGGGACGGAAGCCGAUACUCAUGACAGCGGUAACGCUGUUCUUCAGCGCCUCCAUAGUCUGUGCUACGGCGGUCAAUAUGAAGAUGCUCAUCAUUGGCCGUGCAUUUCAAGGAACUGCUGCGGGAGGCUUGAUCCAGCUUGUCAACAUCACUAUCUCAGAUUUGUUCAGCAUGAGGAGUCGGAGUCUCUAUCUUGGCCUAGUAGAGUUCGUUUGGGCAGUAGCGGGCGGUGGAGGUCCCGUCGUUGGAGGCGCCUUCACCGAGCUCGUCUCCUGGCGCUGGAACUUCUGGAUCAACCUCCCCAUCUGUGGAACGACAUUUCUCCUUCUACUGAUAUUCCUCGACGUGCACAACCCCAGAACCGGAGCCAUCGAAGGACUCAAGGCCAUUGAUUGGUUCGGCAUUCUAUGCGUUCUUAGUUUUGUGCUCAUGCUGCUCCUCGGCCUCAACUUUGGGGGCGCAAUAUUUCCAUGGAAUUCGCCUACGGUUAUCUGUCUCAUCGUGUUUGGUUGCUUUAUGUCUGUUCUCUUCAUCUUCAGCGAGAAGAAGCUGGCUCGGUACCCGCUGAUGCCUCUUGCGUUGUUUCGUGAGAGGUCAAAUGUGGGAAGCCUAAUUGUGGCCUUCUGCCAAGGCAUGGUUUUCAUCGGCGGGGAGUACUACCUUCCAUUAUUCUUCCAAUCCGUCCGGCAAAUGUCGCCCCUCCACUCCGGCCUGCUCAUCCUGCCCGUCACCGUUACAGAAGCAGUAGGUGGCAUGUUCUGCGGCAUCAUGAUCCACCGAACAGGCCGUUACCUCGAGCUAAUCUGGGUCGGCCUCACGCUUAUGCUCAUCGGGAACGGAAUGUACAUCCACCUCAAUGCCUCCUCAUCCCUAGCCGAGAUCAUCGCCUUCGAGCUAGUCGCCGGCGCCGGCGCAGGUCUCCUCUUCGAACCACCCCUCAUCGCCCUCCAAGCCUUCGUAUCGCAGGACGAUACCGCAACAGCAACCGCGACCUUCGGCUUCAUCCGCAACCUCGCGACAUCCUUCUCCAUCGUCAUCGGCGGCGUGCUGUUCUCCGGCGGGAUGCAGUUGCGCGAGCCGGUGCUCAGGGAUGCAGGGGUGUCGGCGAAUGUUAUCGAGGAGCUCACUGGAGGCGAUGCAGCCGCUAAUGUGCGUGUUGUGCAGACGAUUACAGAUGCGGCGCGCCAGCUGGCUGUGAAGCAGGCGUUCGCGUGGAGCUUGAGGAAUCUGUGGAUUUUUUAUACGUGUGUCGCUGCUGUUGGAUUGAUUGCAAGCUUGUUUAUUAAGAAAAGGGUCUUGAGCAAGGAGCAUACGGAGACGAAGACGGGGCUGAAGAAGGCAGAGCUCGUUGCUACUACCGACGUUCGAAGCUAG
This is a messenger RNA of Coniosporium apollinis CBS 100218, 1710 nucleotides long. RefSeq lists its product as uncharacterized. Gene Ontology annotation, biological process: transmembrane transport. The coding region runs from base 1 to 1710 and encodes 569 amino acids. The record is from RefSeq and is a predicted model, not a curated record. The transcript has 6 exons. Gene Ontology annotation, molecular function: transmembrane transporter activity. Lineage: Eukaryota; Fungi; Ascomycota; Dothideomycetes.